Messenger RNA from Striga asiatica, 1379 nucleotides. The record is from the annotation of a GenBank genome assembly. Lineage: Eukaryota; Viridiplantae; Streptophyta; Magnoliopsida; Lamiales; Orobanchaceae.
AGAAAGAAAAGACUUCUUCUCAUAUUUGAUAAUUUUUCAUCACCCAAAAUUCCUUCCCAUACUUAAUUAAUUCUGUUGAUCAUCAUUAAUCAUAGAAUACUAACCGCCCACCCACCAAUCAAAUCCACCACUACAAAUACACACACAAAUACACACAAUUCUCUCAUUAUAUACUCGCCCUUUUCCCUUCGUACACAAUUCCCCACACCUAAAACAUCAACAGCUCCCAAAAACUGAAAAAAAAAACAGAAAUAAAUUAAAAUUCCAAACCAUAAAUGGGCUUUGAUGAUAUGUGCAACACCGGCCUGGCUCUAAGGUUGGGAUUCUCGCCGCCGUCGUCGUCGGCCGGAGAACAAAAUUCCGAGAAGCCAGCAGCUCAUCCACCCGCUCAACUGAAGCUCGGAUUCCUCUGUAAAAUCGAGCCGUCGCUCACUCUCAGCUUAUCUGGCGAAACCUUCGAAUUCGAUCCGCCUAAGAAGAGCGCCGAUUUCGAUCAGAAUCGCGGGAAAAUCGCCGAUCGCCGCCGAGAUCCGUCCGGCGACGAUGACCUGUACAGGCAGGACAGCGCGGCGUCGUCGUUCUCGAACGUGAGCAGCGUGAAGAGAGAGAGGGAGCCGGGGAGCGAGGAGGUGGAGAGAGAGAGGGCGAUAUCGUCGAGGAUCAGCGACGAGGACGAUGAUGGAUCUAACGGUCGGAAAAAGCUCCGGCUGAGUAAGGCUCAGUCGGCGCUUUUGGAGGAAAGCUUCAAGCAUCACAGUACUCUCAAUCCUAAACAAAAGCAGGAUUUGGCAAGGGAGUUGAAGCUUAGGCCAAGGCAGGUGGAAGUUUGGUUUCAGAACAGAAGAGCCAGAACAAAGCUGAAGCAAACAGAGGUGGACUGCGAGUUUCUGAAGAAAUGCUGUGAGACGCUGACGGAUGAGAACCGGCGGCUGCAGAAAGAGCUUCACGAGCUGAAGGCUCUGAAAUUGGCUCAGCCUAUGUACAUGCAGCUUCCCGCCGCCACGCUAACUAUGUGCCCUUCAUGUGAAAGGAUUGGCGGUGGCAGUGGCGGCUCGGAAAACGCGGCUAAAACGGCUGCCUUUGUUAUGGCUCCCAAGCCGCACUUCUAUAAUCCCUUCACUAAUUCGUCGGCGGCUUGUUAAUUAAUAAUUACCUUUUUAGGAAAGUGAAAAAUAAGGUUAAGAAAAAAAAAGGAAAAAAAAGGAGAGAGAAAUCAAGUAAAUAUCNUAGAUAUUAGGGAAUUACUAAUUUUGUUGUUUUGUAUUUAUUUUGUAGUUGUACAUGUAAUUAUUUGAUUAUACUUAAGAAUCAUAUUUCAUAUUUCAUAUAUACUUAAAAAUUAUACUUAUUUCAAUAACAUUUCGUGUUCUAUGUUCUUG